AUGGCUUCACGUUCUGAGCUACGACGGUCGAGUGUUACGGACCAGGAUCCUUAUGAGCUAGAAAGGCUAGCAGAAGAACUCGAAACACGAGAAAAGCAGGGCGCGACGAAGAUAAACUUCGAUGACCUGGACGAUUCAGAGGUUCCAACAUUACCAGCCUAUGUUCCCCUCUCGCACGAGAACCCAUAUCUAACGGCGGACAAAUUCGAUGUCGAAGAAUUUCUUCGCUCGCGAUCCUACACAUCCCUACCUGACUUGCGAGCUGAACUACGAGAAUAUCUGGCAACUUUAAAGGAAGAACUGGUCAAGCUCAUCAACGACGACUAUGAAGCUUUCAUCAGCCUCAGCACGGAUUUGCGGGACGAAGGAGCGCGAUUAGAGACGUUAAAGAGGCCAUUGGACGGGAUACGGAGGGAGAUCUUAGAAUCCAAGAAGGAGUUGGACGCUAUUCAGCAGAGUGUACAAGAGAAGCUCAAAAAGCGCGCCGUUCUUCGUGAGGAGAAGGCUCUCCUGCAACUAUUGCUCAAAAUCUCGGAUUCAGUCACUCGGCUGGAGAAGUUAUUGGCAAUAUCCUCACCAGAGGAAGACGAUGAUCUUACCAGCUCCAAGUUGACGUUACAGUUGGGCAACGCUGAGGACCCUUCGGACGAAAAGUUGCCCGCUAAUCGCGCCAAACACCUUUCUCGAAUCGCGACUGAAUAUACCCAGUUGUUAUACCACACAGCUAAGGCUCGAUCCGAGCAAUGUGUAUUCGUGAACGGGAUCCAAUGGAGAAUUGACAGGAUACACUCGACGCUAUCCUCCGAUCUCGACUCCCUGUUCUCAACAACGCUGUCAUAUAUCACAGAAGGAAAGCCUGACACCAAACACACCGAACUCGAGCGGACGAAGUGGAUUGCAGACUUGACGGAAUGUCUUCGGACGUAUGACCUCCUCGGUCUAUGGACUGACGCGGAGGAUAUCAUUCGAAGGCAAGUUGUGCGGAAGUUCGUUCGAAAGGCGAGUCGAUGUUUUACGAUAUAUCCUGGCGCACUUGAUGCACCCCAUUCACCUCUUGUCCCCCAUACGCCCUUCCACCCAAACAUCCCCGAGCCCCUACUUUCAGCCAGUUUCCCUGGUCCUCAAACCCCAUACACCCCGUUUACAGCCUUUAUUCCCAAACAAAGUCACCAGUUUGGACCACGGAGUCCGUUCCAAAAAUCACAAUCGUAUCUUCUGGACGACACCACUGACAACCUGGCCCAUCUGUACAACCAGAUCCUCAGGUUUAUCGAACGGGACGUCUGCUAUCUUAUGGACGCGGCGGAAAGCUUGAAGUCGAAAUCUGUCAGCGGGGACAAGGCAGCAAACGCGGGCUUCUCGAUCCUCGCCAAUGUGGUCUGGGAUGAGUUAUCUCGGGCAAUCCAAGAUGAGAUUGGUGGGUCUGUGUUUUCAGCGGGAAGACCAGAUGAGUUCCGGAAGCACUACGAAACCACCCAAGCCUUCAUCCGUUCUCUGGAGCUGUUGGCACCUUCGAUGAAAGCCGUGGAGGAACUACGUUCACACGAGUCCUACAGGAUUUUCGAGAGGCGGUGGCAACUCCCAGUAUACUUCCAAUUACGGUGGAAAGAGAUCAUCGGGAAAUUGGAAGAGUCACUGGCUGUCCAGAAGCUUGAACCGACCUACUCGAAAGAGAUCAGUCCUUUCGUAACUCCCCAAGCUGCAGCAGCAUGGAUAUCGAUAUCGGCUUGUUGGAGCGCACAAGUCUUCAUUCCAGAACUAUGUUCCCGGUUCUGGAGGUUAACACUACAGACAUCAGGAACAUCGACACCCGCUGGAGGCGGAGAAUCGUCAACCCCGGAAAGUUCGGCUGCGGAUGACAAUCUUCUUCGCCAGUAUUCAGCGGCUAUUGUGGAUGUUCUUGCGAUGGAGAAAAUGGUUAGGACCGUUUGGGAACAGGAGAUUCAAUUGGUUUUGCCCGAUGUAGAGGAUGACGAGGACGCUAAACCGGAAGAUGCCCUGAACGCAGUGUUGUCCAAGCUUACAGAGAGGUUACCUUCUCUGUCAGCCAUGAUAAUUAGCAUUUUGACGCGGCGGUGCUGUGACGCGUUGCUCCCUAUGAGGAGUAUCCCUGCCCAGUUUAGAGCGAUGACGAAGAAGCGGAUGCCUACCGAACCCAGUCACUUUGUCCCCAAUAUUCUUCGCCCGGUUAAGCAGUUCUUUGGGAUCGGAACGAGCGAUGGCCCUGGUACUCAGAUCAAGGACCGCUCGGGAUUUGACUUCCUGACGACGACCUGGCGCAGAUACAUAAACUACCUGUCCUCCAAGAAGAAGACGGAGCAGUCUCUCAAACGACUCAAGCGGGGUACCACAUUUUCCUUGUUUGGAAGCAGCAACGCAUCGUCCAACCAAGAAGCGCAGGAUGAAGAACGUAUCCGGGCUCAGAUGAUUCUCGAUGUGGAAGCAUUCGGUAAAGACGCCCGCUCGCUUGGUGUGGCAGUUGACGACAAUGAGCAUUUCAAGAUGCUCAAGGAGAUGGUUUAUGAGAGCGAUGGUUAG
Molecule: messenger RNA, 2538 nt
Organism: Coprinopsis cinerea okayama7#130
Lineage: Eukaryota; Fungi; Basidiomycota; Agaricomycetes; Agaricales; Psathyrellaceae
Exons: 11
Coding region: 1-2538 (845 amino acids)
Biological process (GO): intra-Golgi vesicle-mediated transport; Golgi organization; protein transport
Cellular component (GO): COG complex; membrane
Source: RefSeq, a predicted model, not a curated record